Labrus bergylta (ballan wrasse) is the source of this 14041-nucleotide messenger RNA. The record is from RefSeq and is a predicted model, not a curated record. NCBI's taxonomy places the organism in Eukaryota, Metazoa, Chordata, Actinopteri, Labriformes, Labridae.
UUUGCCCUGACCAAGCCGCUCAAGAUGAACAUGGUGAAGAGGAUCAUGGGGCGGCCGAGGCAGGAGGAAUGCAGCCCCCAGGACAACGCGCUUGGCCUGAUGCACCUGAGACGCCUCUUCUCGGAGCUGUGCCACCCUCCUCGCCACAUGACGCAGAAGGAGCAGGAGGAGAAGCUCUACAUGAUGCUUCCCGUGUUUAACAGGGUGUUUGGGAAUGCUCCCUCCAGCAGCAUGAUCGAGAAGUUCUCUGACCUGCUGCAGUUCACCACACAGGUGUCACGACUCAUGGUGACCGAGAUCAGACGGAGAGCUUCUAACAAAUCCACAGAGGCAGCCAGUCGAGCAAUAGUCCAAUUCCUGGAGGUGAACCAGAGCGAGGAGGCGAGUCGUGGAUGGAUGCUUCUGACCACCAUCAACCUGUUAGCCUCCUCUGGACAGAAAACGGUGGACUGCAUGACGACCAUGUCUGUACCCUCCACGCUGGUCAAAUGUCUCUACCUGUUCUUUGACCUGCCUCACAUGGUUGAGGCUCCGGUCGUGUCCACACCACAGCCUCCAGCACCACCUCCACCUACACCCACUCAGGAUAAGACCUCCGGCCAGGGCCACACCCAGCAGGAGCUUCCCCUGGCGGACCGCAGGGCGCUGCUGCAGAAAGUCUUUGUCCAGAUCCUGGUGAAGCUCUGCACUUUCGUGUCCCCGGCCGAGGAGCUCGCUCAAAAAGACGACCUCCAGCUGCUGUUCAGUGCAAUCACCUCCUGGUGCCCCCCCCACAACCUGCCCUGGAGGAGGAGCGCAGGGGAGGUGCUGACCACCAUCUCCAGACACGGCCUCAGCGUCAACGUGGUCAAAUACAUACAUGAGAAGGAAUGUCUGGGCACGUGCGUUCAGAACAUGCAGCAGUCUGACGAUCUCUCCCCCCUGGAGAUAGUGGAGAUGUUCGCCGGCCUCUCCUGCUUCCUCAAAGACUCCAGCGAUGUGUCUCAGACCCUGCUGGACGACUUUAGAAUGUGUCAGGGUUACGCCUUCCUCAGUGACCUCAUGCUCAGACUGGAGCAGGCUAAAGAGGACGAAUCCAAAGAUGCCCUAAAGGACCUGGUUAACCUGGUCACGUGUCUAACCACAUACGGAGUGACAGAGCUGAAACCAGCCGGACUGACAACAGGAGCUCCCUUCCUGCUGCCAGGGUUUGUUCUCCCACAGCCUUCUGGGAAAGGUCACACAGUUCGUAACAUCCAGGCCUUCUCCGUACUUCAGAACGCCUUCCUGAGAGCUAAAACGAGCCGCCUGGCCUGUAUGCUUCUGGACGCCAUCGGAAACAUCUAUUCCGCGGAGCCGGCGAACUACUUCAUCCUGGAGUCGCAGCACACUUUGUCGCAGUUUGCAGACCGUGUGGCUAAGCUCCCCGAGGCUCAGACUAAAUACUUUGAGUUGCUGGAGUUUGUCGUCUUCAGCCUAAACUACGUUCCGUGCAAAGAGCUGUUCAGCGUCAGCGUGCUGCUAAAGUCGAGUACGUCAUACGCCUGCAGCAUCACGGCUGUGCGGACGCUUCUGAAGCUAUCCAGGCACGACGCAGUGUUCAGCGACGUGUUGAGAGAGGUCGGUCUGCUGGAGGUGCUGGUUAACCUGCUGCACAAGUACGCUGCCUUGCUCAAAGACCCAGCAACACAGCAGCAACCUCACAAUAAUGACCAAGCAGACUGUAAAAACAACACAGUAGCAGAGGAGCAGAAGCAGUUGGCCUGGCUGGUGAUGGAGACACUGACUGUGCUGCUGCAGGGCUCCAACACCACCAACACUAAUGCAGCUCUGUUCAGGGAGUUUGGCGGCGCUCGCUGCGUUCACAACAUUGUGAAGUACCGUCAGUGUCGUGAACACGCCCUGCUCAUCAUCCAGCAGCUGGUCCUGUCGCCCAGCGGGGACGACGACAUGGGAACACUGCUGGGCCUCAUGCACUCUGCACCGUCCAGUGAGCUGCAGCUCAAGACCGACAUACUGCGGGCCUUGUUAGCGGUGCUGCGUGAGAGUCAUCGCACCCGCACGGUGUUCCGUAAGGUGGGAGGCUUCGUCUACAUCACGUCUCUGCUGGUUGCCAUGGAGCGCUCACUGUGCCAGCCUCCUCGACACGGCUGGGACCGAGUCAACCAGAACCAGGUCUUUGAGCUCCUGCACACCGUCUUCUGCACGCUCACCGCCGCCAUGCGCUACGAGCCCGCCAACUCCCACUUCUUCCGUACGGAGAUCCAGUAUGAUAAACUGGCAGACGCUGUGAGGCUGCUGGGCUGUUUCUCAGACACUAAGAAGCUGGGUCCGACAGGCGUGUUCCCCUCCAACGCUCAGCCUUUCCAGAGGCUGUUGGAGGACGAGGCUGCACCCGGAGGCUGUGCGGGAGACAGCGUGUGUCCGACACUUAAACACUGCAGCAAACUCUUCAUCUAUCUGUACAAGAUGGCGACUGACUCCUUCGAUAGUCGUGCAGAGCAGGUGCCUCCCUGCCUGACUCAUGAGACCUCGCUGCCCUCGCCGUGGGGCACGCCAGCACUCGCCAGGAAGAGACAAGGUUACUACGGCACGUCGGGCCCUCCUGCCCCAGUCAAGGCCCUGACUGACCUCAAACUGCACCUUGCCAACGCUCCACCCUGUUCCUCGUCCUCUUUGUCUGACAUGGUGGUCAUCCACCCAGGGGCCGUCCUCGCCAUUGACCUGCUGCCCUCCGUCUCCUCCGACAGCCAGCCCGAGCACGCUCUUGACCUGCAGCUGGCAGUGGCCAACAUCCUGCAGCUACUGGUGAACAGUGAGAGGAACCAGCUUCUGUGUGAAGCCUCUCUCCACCAGCGGCUGUUGCAGCGCUGCAGUCAGGCUGGUGAUGAAGACCACCCGCUGCACCCCCCUCUGCAGAGGAUGUUGAGAGCUGCUUCUCAGGCACUGCAGCCCAUGGCACUUAGGGAGUUCUUACGUCUCGGGAACCCUCUGAACUGUGGCGCCUGGGACAAAAAGCUCCUGAAACAGUACCGGGUUCACAAACCGAGCUCUCUCAGCUAUGACACCGACACCAGAAACAGCAUGACUAUGUCCAUGGAGGGCUUUGGUCCAGACAGCGUCUUUGCUACGCCUGCAGAAGACAACGGCCAGUAUCGCAUCAGCCGUAGCCUGGUCCGCUCUGCUGAGGGCAGCACUGUACCCCUCACCCGAGUCAAGUGCCUGGUGUCCAUGACAACGCCUCAUGAUAUACGCCUGCAUGGAUCUGCUGUCACGCCUGCGUUUGUGGAGUUUGACACGUCGUUGGAGGGUUUCGGGUGUUUGUUUCUGCCCAGUCUGGCGCCCCACAACGCCCCCACCAACAACACCAACGCCUCAGGUGUCAGCGACGGAGCGGUGCUGAGCGGGAUGGGUACAGGGGAGCGCUUGUUUCCUCCUCCGUCCGGCCUCAGCUACUCCACCUGGUUCUGCGUGGAGCGUUUCAGCUCAGCUCCUCAUGCCCACCCAGUGAGACUGCUGACCAUCGUCCGGCGAGCCACGUCCUCUGAGCAGCACUACGUCUGCCUGUCAGUUGUUCUGUCUGCCAAAGACCGCUCGCUCACUGUGUCCACCAAGGAGGAGCUGCUGCAGACCUACUCAGCGGACGAGUCGAGUGAAGAAGCCUCCUUCUAUGAGAUCCUGCCCUGCUGCGCUCGCUUCCGCUGCGGCGAGCUGAUCGCUGAGGGCCAGUGGCACCACCUGGUGCUGGUCAUGAGCAAAGGCAUGCUGAAGAACAGCAUGGCCACGCUGUACCUCGAUGGACAGCUCAUCAACACUGUAAAGCUUCAUUACAUCCAUAGUGCACCGGGCGGCUCCAGCUCCACCAACCCUCCCGUGUUGAGCACCGUGUAUGGAUACAUCGGGACGCCACCAGCCCAGCGCCAGCUCUCCAGCCUGGUGUGGCGUCUGGGACCCAGCCAUUUCCUGGAGGAGGUCCUGCCCGCCACCAGUGUUGCCACCAUCUAUGAGCUGGGACCCAUCUAUGUGGGCAGCUUCCAGGCCGUCUACCUGCCCUGUAAAGACUCAAAGACAGAGGUAGCGCCUGCCACUCCAGUGGCGUUGGUACCAGAGGAGAAGGUGUCCUUCAGUCUCUAUGCGUUGUCAGUCUCUACUCUCACUGUGGCCAAGAUCAGAAAAGUCUACAACAAGCUGGACAGCAAAGCCAUCGCCAAACAGCUCGCUGUGUCGUCUCAUGAAAAUGCCACUCCGGUCAAGCUGAUUCAUAACGCAGCCGGCCAUCUCAACGGGCCAGCUCGAACCGUGGGAGCUGGAGUCAUUGGAUAUUUAGGGGUCCGUGCCUUUGUGGCUAAGCCUGUUGCCACAAACCUGCAGUACACGGGUGGUGCGGCGGCCAUCUUGGGUCUGGUUGCGAUGGCGUCGGACGUGGAGGGGCUGUAUGCAGCCGUCAAAGCUUUGGUGUGUGUCGUAAAGAGCAACCCACUGGCCAGUAAAGAGAUGGAGCGUAUCAAAGGAUACCAGCUGCUGGCCAUGCUGCUGAAGAAGAAGCGCUCGCUGCUCAACAGCCACAUCCUCCACCUCACCUUCUCUCUGGUGGGAACAGUCGACAGCGGACACGAGACCUCCAUUAUUCCAAACUCCACCGCCUUCCAGGACCUGCUGUGUGACUUUGAGGUGUGGCUCCACGCUCCCUACGAGCUCCAUCUGUCUCUGUUUGAGCAUUUCAUCGAACUGCUGACUGAAUCCAGCGAGGCGGCUAAAAAUGCCAAACUGCUGCGGGAGUUUCAACUGAUCCCCAGGCUGCUGCUGACCCUCAGAGACACCUCGCUCUCCCAGCCAACAGUGGCUGCCAUCAGCAAUGUGCUCAGUCUCCUUCUGCAGGGCUUCCCCAACCCAUACGACCUGCUCCGGUUUGGCCAGUUCAUCUCGUCAACUCUUCCCACAUUUGCCGUGUGUGAGAAGUUUGUUGUCAUGGAAAUCAAUAACGAGGAGAAGAUCGAUGGAGGUAAUGAUGAUGAUUUUGGAGGUCUCCUGUCAGCAAACCUUAUUCUGUUGAGAAACCGGCUGCUGGACAACCUGCGCAGACUGCUCUUCACCAACAAAGAGAAAUGCUCUGUCAAUGCUCAGGCUUGUGAGGAGCUGGUGCGGACACUGGGCUUUGAUUGGCUCCUGAUGUUCAUGGAGGAACACCUUCACUCAAGCACGGUAACAGCAGCUCUGUGGAUCCUGGUGGUUCUGCUCUCCAACCAGUCCAUCCUGAACCGCUUCAAAGAGGGCCUGUGCGGAGGAGGCUGGCUGGACCACACCGACUCCGUCCUGACCAAUAAGAUCGGCACAGUGCUGGGCUUUAACGUGGGCCGCAGUGCUGGUGGGCGCUCCACACUGCGAGAAAUCAACCGGGAUGCUUGCCACUUCCCAGGACUCCCGGUUAUGCAGACGCUGCUGCCCAAACACACCAAUGUCCCCGAGCUCUACUUCCUACUCAUGGCGCUGUUUCUGCAGCAGCCUGUGACCGAGCUGCCAGACAGCCUGCAGGUACAUUUUGACUUGGACUCCAUCUGGACGUUCAUCUUCGGUAUACCGGCCUCCAGUUCGACAGUGGUGGGCUCCAUCCACAAUGUUUACACCGAGGCUGCCUUCCUGCUUCUGGCCAUGCUGCGCAGCAUGCUCAACUUGCCGUGGCAGUCUGAGGAGGAAGGUUCCUGGCUGAGGGAGUACCCUGUCACCCUCAUGCAGUUCUUUCGGUACCUUUACCACAAUGUGCCUGAUCUGGGACCGAUGUGGCACAGUCCUGAGUUCCUCUGUGCCCUGGCAGCGACUGUUUUCCCCUUUAACAUCAGGCCAUACUCUGAGAUGGUCAGUGAUUUGGACGACGAGGCGGGUUCUCCCACAGAGGAGUUCAAAGCCUUCGCUGCAGACUCGGGAAUGAACCGCAGUCAGUCUGAGUACUGUAACGUGGGAUCCAAGACCUCCCUGACCAACCACCCAGCCAAGAAGUAUGUGUUUGACUUCAUGAGGGUCCUGAUCAUGGACAACCUCUGCAUGACGCCGGCCAGCAAGCAGACGCCCAUCAUCGACCUGCUGCUGGAGGCCUCCCCGGAGCGCUCCACUAGAACUCAGCAAAAAGAGUUUCAGUCCAACAUCCUGGACGGCGUCAUGGAGCAUCUUCUGGCUGCUGAUGUCCUUUUAGGUGAAGACGCCUCUCUGCCCCUCAGCAGCGGGGGCAGUUAUCAGAUUCUGGUCAACAGUUUCUACUUCACCCAGCGGGUGGUGGACAAGCUGUGGCAGGGCAUGUUCAACAAGGACUCCAAGCUGGUGGUGGACUUCAUCGUACAGCUCAUUGGACAGUCCAAAAGACGUUCUCAGGGUCUUUCUCUCGACACCAUCUACCACUGUUUGAAUCGGACCGUUCUCUAUCAACUCUGCCGACCCCACAAGACGGUGGCUCAGCAGGUGGCCUUGCUGGAUGCACUGAGGGUCCUGACCGUCAACCGCAAUCUGGUGCUCGGCCCAGGGAACCACGACCAGGACUUUGUGGCCUGUCUGGCUCACUGCUUCAUCUGCCUGCACAGUGGGAGCAGCGUGGAGGGCUUCGGUCUGGAGGCGGAGGCCAGGAUGACGACCUGGCAUGUCAUGAUGCCCACAGAGAACGAGGCUGACGCUAUGCACAACCACGAUGUCGGAGAGGGCCGGCAGCUGCUGCUGAAGGCAGUGAAUCGAGUGUGGACAGAGCUGAUGCACAGCAAGCGUCAGAUGCUGGAGGACAUCUUUAAAGUGUCUCUGCCCUGCAAUGACAGAGGACACGUGGACAUUGCCACGGCACGGCCCGCCCUGGAGGAGCCGGCUCUGAAGAGCUGGCAGAACCACCUGGUGCAUGAGAAGAAGUGCAUCAGUCGCGGCGAGGCGGUGGCUCCUGCGACACAGUCUAAACUGUCCCGAGUCAGCAGCGGCUUCGGCCUCUCCAAGCUGACGGGCGUUCGCCGCAACAAGAAAGAGAACAGCCUGAACAAGAACAGCAUGUCAGCACAGGAGACUUUUCAGUGGAUGUUCACGCACAUUGCUGUAGUGCGAGACCUGGUGGCCAUGCAGUACAAAGAAUAUCAAGAGCGGCAGCAGAACGCCCUGAAGUACGUCACAGAGGAGUGGGCAGCCAUUGAGUACGAGCUGCUGCGUGAGCGGGGCCUCUGGGGACCGCCCAUCGGGUCACACCUGGACAAAUUUGUGUUGGAGAUGACGGAGGGUCCCUGCCGGAUGAGGAAGAAGAUGGUCCGAAACGACAUGUUCUAUAUCCACUACCCUUACUUCCCAGAGGCGGAGCCAAACACCAACCCUGCACAGAAACCUCUGCGAUACCGGCGAGCCAUCAGCUACGACAGCAAAGAGUACUACGUGCGUUUGCUGUCGGGGAACCCUGGUAUGUACCAGCACUCUGUGGAGCACAACACAGAGGGAGAGACCACUCAGCAUGAGCCCGAGCACGGAGAGGACACCAUCGCAAGGGUCAAAGGACUGGUGAAGGCUCCUCUGAAAAGAUCUCGCUCCACAGCGGACGGAGCAGACGAGGACAGUCAGGAGCAGCUUCAGGAUCAGCUGUUAGAGUCAGGAGGCCCCGAGGAGGAGCAGAAGACCGACAACACGUCGCUGCUGCGCCUCCUAGAGGAGGGAGAGAAGAUCCAGCACAUGUACCGCUGUGCCAGGGUUCAGGGUCUGGACACCAGCGAGGGCCUGCUGUUGUUUGGGAAAGAGCACUUUUAUGUAAUCGACGGCUACACCAUGACCGUGUCCCGAGAGAUCCGAGACAUCGACACACUGCCUCCAAAUUUGCAUGAGGCGAUCAUCCCCAGAGGAGCAAGACAAGGACAGAGCCAGCUGAAGAGAACCUGCAGCAUCUUCGCCUACGAAGACAUCAAGGAGGUGCACAAGAGACGCUACCUGCUGCAGCCCAUGGCCGUGGAAGUCUUUUCAGCUGACGGGAGAAACUACUUGUUAGCAUUCCAGAAAGGAGUCCGCAACAAAGUUUACCAAAGGUUCUUGGCGGUUGUGCCUUCACUGGCUGACAGCUCAGAGUCGGUGUCAGGACAGAGACCCAACACCAGCGUGGAACAAGGAUCUGGAAUCCUCAGCACGCUGGUCGGUGAGAAGUCGGUGACUCAGAGAUGGGAGCGAGGAGAGAUCAGUAACUUCCAGUACCUGAUGCAUCUGAACACGCUGGCAGGACGAUCCUACAACGACCUCAUGCAGUACCCCGUCUUCCCUUGGAUCCUUGCUGACUUUGACUCUGAGGAGCUAGACCUGAACAACCCUAAGACUUUCCGUAACCUCGCCAAGCCGAUGGGCGCCCAGACUGACGACAGACUGACGCAGUACAAGAAGAGAUACAAAGACUGGGAAGACCCCACCGGUGAAACUCCAGCAUACCACUACGGCACCCACUACUCCUCAGCCAUGAUUGUAGCCUCCUAUCUGGUCCGGAUGGAGCCCUUCACACAGAUUUUCCUCAGACUUCAGGGAGGUCAUUUCGACUUGGCUGACAGGAUGUUCCACAGCAUACGUGAAGCCUGGCUCUCUGCCUCCAAACACAACAUGGCUGACGUAAAGGAGCUCAUCCCAGAGUUCUUCUAUCUACCAGAGUUCUUGCUCAACUCCAACAACUUUGACCUGGGAGCCAAACAGAACGGCACCAAGCUGGGUGACGUGAUUCUGCCACCAUGGGCAAAGGGCGACCCCCGGGAGUUCAUCAGAGUCCACAGAGAGGCGUUGGAGUGUGACUACGUAUCGGCCCACCUCCAUGAAUGGAUUGACCUGAUCUUUGGCUACAAGCAGCAAGGUCCGCCCGCUGUGGAGGCAGUGAACGUCUUCCAUCACCUGUUCUAUGAAGGUCAGGUGGACAUCUACAACAUCAACGACCCGCUGAAGGAGACCGCCACCAUCGGCUUCAUCAACAACUUUGGACAAAUCCCCAAACAGCUGUUCAAGAAGCCCCAUCCUCCUAAACGGGUUCGCAGUAAAGCUAACGGUGACGUAGCGAGCAUUCCUCCGAGCUCAAACAGCGACAAAAUCUUCUUCCACCAUCUGGACAAUCUCAGACCUUCUCUAGCUCCUGUGAAAGAACUCAAGGAGCCUGUGGGACAGAUCGUGUGCACCGAUAAGGGAAUACUCGCUGUGGAGCAAAACAAAGUUCUCGUUCCUCUCAACUGGAGUAAGACCUUUGCCUGGGGCUACGCUGACCUCAGCUGCCGGCUGGCUAACUAUGAAUCUGAUAAGGCGUUGGUGGUGUACGAGUGUCUGUCAGAGUGGGGUCAGAUCCUCUGUGCCAUCUGUCCAAACCCUAAACUGGUCAUCACUGGUGGUACCAGCACAUCCAUCUGUGUGUGGGAAACAGGAACCUCCAAGGAGAGGGCCAAGUCGCUCACUCUCAAACAGGCGUUACUGGGUCACACGGACGCUGUCACAUGUCUGACAGCUUCAUCAGCGUACCACAUAGUUGUUAGCGGCUCGCGGGAUCGAACCUGCAUCAUUUGGGACCUCAACAACCUUUCCUUCGUCACACAGCUCAGGGGACACCGAGCGCCCGUCUCAGCUCUGUGUAUCAACGAACUGACGGGGGAUAUUGUGUCCUGUGCAGGCACAUACAUACACGUGUGGAGCAUUAACGGCAGCCCCAUCGCCAGUGCCAACACCUUCACAGGGCGGAGUCAACAGAUCCUGUGCUGCUGCGUGUCCGAGAUGAACGAGUGGGACACGCAGAACGUCAUCGUCACGGGACACUCAGACGGUGUUGUCAGGUUUUGGAGAAUGGAGUUCCUACAAGUCCCAGAAACCCCUGCUCUAGAGCCAGUAGAGCCAGAUGUGCCUGAUUGCUGUGUUGAGGAGAAGCUCGAGGGAGGUGAGAAUCACAACGCCGAUGACGACAGCAGCGAGUCAGACGGGGAUGAGCCCAGUCUGAGUCAGGAGCCCAAAGCACCAAGAAAUCCCUCAACAGGUGGAGGCAGCCAGCCGGGCAGCACGGUCCACAGACCCAGAGGUCCUUCAGCCCGACCGGGAGCCUCGUGGUCGAUGGACAGCAGCUCUGACGAUUCUCACCGCUGGUCAGAUACUCUCAGCAUCGAUGAAAAGGACGGCUUCGUCUUUGUCAACUACUCUGAGGGUCAAGCUAAGGUCCCCCACCCUCAUUUGACUCAUCAUGGCCACGCCUCCAUGCCACAGCCUCUCCAGCCCAACGCCAUGGACGCACGGACUUAUAACCAGCUCAGGGCAGGCUACAGAUGGGAGCGCCAGCUGGUCUUCCGGAGCAAACUCACCAUGCACACAGCUUUUGAUCGAAAGGACAAUGCUCAUCCAGCAGAGAUCACAUCUCUGGCCAUCUCAAAGGACCACAGUAAGAUCCUGGUGGGUGAUGGACGCGGUAGAGUCUUCAGCUGGUCGGUCAGUGAUCAGCCUGGUCGCUCUGCCGCUGACCACUGGGUGAAGGACGAGGUGGUUGACAGCUGCUCCGGCUGCAUGGUCCGCUUCUCACUCACAGAGCGACGCCAUCACUGCAGGAACUGUGGGCAGCUCUUCUGCCAAAAGUGCAGUCGCUUCCAGUCGGAGAUCAAAAGGCUGAAGAUCUCGUCACCGGUGCGAGUGUGUCAGAACUGUUACUACAACCUUCAACACGAGCGAAGCGUUGAGGACGGCUGCAGAAACUGAGCACCACCUCCACCAGAGAAACACCUCCUCCCGAGGACUCCGACAUGAGGGGGCGUUUCGUUCCUCUGCCUGCCUUCAUUUUCCCUCCAAAGCUCCUACAAAUCCCUCAACACCCCCCCCCCUUUAUCCCCCUCACUCAUCCAGUAACCACAUGACUGUAACACACUGACAGACUGUAACAGGAGGGAAGCUGUAUUAUCAACACAGAGGUGCACGAGGAUCAAAAGGAGAAAAAAAAAACACUUGAUCAUCACUGUCCCCACCUGCACUCAACAUCUGGAGGAGGGAAAAAAAAAAAAAAAAAGCAACCCACAUUGAUGCGGCACGCUUGUAUCAAUCACCAACAAAAAUAAGAAACUUGUCUAUAUUGUGAAUAUUAACCAUGGCCUUUUUAACACAAAGAGGAAGAAACACAAAACAAAAAUAAAGGUCAAUAAGAAAAGAAAAAAACAUUUUGCCUGUAACAUAGCAUUGUAACUAACCACUCCUGGCUUUAAAAAACAAAACGAUUGUGUGUAGUCUUCGUCACCAGUCACAGCGAGUCCAGGGGGAAAACCACCAAGGAAGGGAUAUGAAUGUCAAUAAUUAAUGUCUGUGGGUCGACUUUACUAGUGGGUCUAGUUAUGCAAAAUGACUUAUUUUCUUUUUUUAACUUUAUGAUCAUUUUUUUUUUAAUUGUUUACAAAAAUGUGAUUUAUUGUGCGAGUGUUGCCCCGCAGUGUCAAGCCAUCGCCACCACAGAGAGAUUUAUUAUCACGCUCUCUUUUCUUUAUUCUUUUUGCCAAAUUGCUCUGAUGUAUCAUGUAUGUUUAUUAAUCUGUCAUCUACUCUGUCCUUCAUGUGAAUUUCACAUGUUAUUUGUUGUUGCUGCUGUUAGAAAACUGGACAAAUUAUCAUUUCAGAUUUUUUUUUUUUUUUUUUUUAGACAUAUCACUCCAAUGUAUGUUGAGAUUUCUUUUGUCCUGAAAGAAUCCAUUGUCUGUGAAAAACUAUAAAUUAAGGUAAAGUAUAACACGUAUGUAAUAAUGGGACACAUUUAUUUCAUGUCUCGUGUAGUCGUGUUUAGUUCCUGCUAAAGCCUCUAAGCAGCUUUUUGAAUGCACACUAAAAGGGAAUGAUUUUGUAUAGUGGAUUUUAGUUUCUUGUGGGUUUCUGUUUGCAGACUUGACUCUGACCCUGUGGCAUUAUUACAGCAGACCAGCUGAUGUUGCACUCCUCACACUUUAUCCUCAGUCCCUGUAGAAGAUGUUAAACUGCAAGAGCAGCAGCCGAGAACAUUUUAAAGACUUUAUUUAUUUUGAAAUGAUGUCUUUAGACAUCAGGAAAGAUGUAAAAAAAAAAUAAUCAUGACAUUUCCUGAAAUAAGAAAUAUGGCUUGUUUUUAAAGGACAGAGACGUGUAGAUGGUUAUGAUAGCCCCACACACACAAACACACAUCCCUUUUUCCCUCCCAAAUGCUGGAGUAACAACCACUAAAUCAACAACAACAUUUUCUAUUUCAUAAUGAAUACCUAUUAUGUCUACAGUAAGUUGAAAUGAGUGGCUCUAAUGCAAAUACAUGAAUGAUUCUCUCAUGUUAAGAAUUGACUGCUUUAUAGAUGAAUUAUAAAUGUUUAGAUUUAGUGAAGUCGUUCUAUUUGUGUGGCUAGAGACGGAUUUGUUGUGUGAAGGUUUUUUUUAAGGAGUUGAAAGUGAAAAAAGAGAUCAGCCAUAUUUAGACUUGACGUGGGUAAACCUUGAAGUUGAAUUUAUGCCAAACAUAGGAUUUUGUUUAUUGCCUGGUCUUUGUCUCUGCAGUUGAAUUUCAAUUUUAAGUUGUCCAAUAAAUUCAAACCAGAGGACUGAUAGAAAUAAAACACUGCUCAGUGCUCAGAAUAUCAAGAGUGGUCUCCAAGUGCAACAAAAGACACAAUGCAGCGAUAAUGACUAAACAGAGACGCAGCAAUUGCACAUUGUUGCCUUCAUUGUUGUCAGAGCAUGAAAAAAAAACAUAAAGUAAGGACUCAUGUAGAAAGUACAUUUUUAUAGCAUCUUUAAAAAGUAUGUAUUUUUUCUGUCACAAAGAGUCACUGAAUCAAUUAGCAUUUAGAAAUGAAAUUAAAACUUAAACCCAGGAAACAAAAAGAAUACUGUUUUGGCAUGGAUUGAACUCCAUACAAGGCUGCAGUGUUAAUACUGAAAUAUCGGAUGACCUCUGAUGUUUCCCGUUUGUUUGACGUCAAAUGCUCAACAGUUUAUCUCUAGAGACAAGCUAACAUAUGACUUAAACACCCAUUGAUCCCGUUGGAUUGCUGCUGCCACUUGGUUCAAUAGCUACACAGUGUGCCAGAGUGUUCUUGUUUGUUACUUCAUGUUAGCCCCUUCCCCUCCCCCACUCUUCUUGCAUGUGUUUAUGAUGUGUUUGUGGUUUUGUGGGCAACAACUGUGCAUUCAAAUGCUGCUUUCUUUUUUUUCCCCAGGAGAGAACUUUCUCACUUUUGGUUUCCCACUAGUAUCCACAGAGUCUAACACAUGUAAGAAAAUGCAGAAACACUUCCCAGAACGUUCUUUAAUCUUCAUCCCCACAGCUCUCUGAUGUUCUAAUAAUAACAUGCACUCUCGAUAUUGUCCUCCUUAUAUCAUUCUGCAUUAAUGUACUGUAAAUUAGCGUGCAAUCAUGCCAUCUAGCUGAAAAGGCCCGUCGGCUUCUAUCAAUCAAGAGUUCCUUUGCACCUUCAUGUCUACAAAAACAAACCAGAAAAGUUUUUAUUGAAUGCAGUUUUACUUUGUUGUUUAACAGAAAGGAUAAAUGAACUGUACAAAGUAUUUAUGCAAUUAUAAAUGGUUUUAGAUUUUUUUUUUUAAUGAUUGUUGCGAUUUCAGCAAGUUUUGUUACUUGUUGCAUGUCUAUUAACACAGCUGACUUUCUGUGUCAGUGCAUUGUACAUUGUACAUGUUCUCGGCAUUAUAUUUUUGUUUCAUUUUGUUGGUUUUACUUUUUGUUUUUGUUUUUUUUAGGCAUUUUCUGAUACGUUGUCCCCAAGUGACUGACUGAUGGGUUUGUGUACAGUGCAAGAAAUCAUGUCCCCACACUCUGGGUGGACUUUUGUACUCUUAAUUGAAAAAAAAAAAGAAAUGAUGGACAAAUAAGAGAAGAAGGAAAAAGAAAAUCCUGGAUUCUUUUGGUGGUCUUGUAUUAGACUGCAUUACUACAGUAUCUGGUGUGCAAUCUGUGAUAGCUGAAUGUUCCUUGUAUAUUUGUGUUCACUACAUCCUACGAGAGAAAAAAAAACAGUAGAGAACCCCCGCCCUCGUACGGAAACAAAUGUUACAUAACGCAAUAGAUCUGGUACUUAUUCUUUUUAAUUUCAUUUCAAUAAAUAAUUGCUGUUUACCA